CGCGCAUUUCUUCGAUCCUUCCCUCUGUUGUCCUGUUUAUAAAUAGUAGCUCAGUUUGAUCAAUUAAUUCGCAGGGAUUUGUCGAUUUCUUCUUCCUAGGCUUCAUCGCACAAAACGUUGGUAUCUUCCGGCUCUGUUCUUUCUUCGAGCCUUUGAGCUUUCAUCUCUGUGUGAUUCCUUCUCCGCCUGCAAAAAAAAAUUGUGAUUUUGAUCAUUUCGAGCGAUUAAGCUUUGGGCUUUUUAAUUUCUCCUCCAUCUUCGUUAAAGUUGUGGCUUUUGAGUUCGGUUCCGGUUUUUGAAGUUUUUUUUGGAAAAAGGUGUAUUUUUUUAGUUCGAUCGGGGAUGACACGGAGGGGAAUACGUGGUCUCUUCUCCUCGAAGCAGCGGCAGCACGACCGCCGGCCGGCUGAUCGCUCCGUUUCGCCGUCCCGCCGCACUUUCUCCGACACUAUCAUGGAGGAAAAUAUUGUCUCUGCCGAGGAGAUCAUCGGCCGUUGGGGCUCCGAGGUGGCCGGCUCCCUGUUCUCUGCCGCCGGCCGUCCCGACUCCGCCCGCUUCCUGCACGCAGCGUCCGACCUCCACCGCUCCAUGAUCUUCUUCUCCGCUCCCUCGGAGGAGUCCACCGCCUCGCGGGAGGAACGAUCAGCUGCGCUGUUCCGCGCGCACGAUCUCCUCGCCGCCGCCAUGCGCCGUCUCGAGCGCGAGAUGCAUCUACUCCUCUCCGCGCAUCACUUCGUCCUCAACCCCGUCCGGUUCCGCCCGCAAUAUGCCUCCUCUUCUGAUGCCUCCGAUGUCGAGGAUGGCGCCGAUGCUAUUUCCGAGCUGGACGCCGGCGACGAGGCCAUGCGAGACCUCGGAGCAGUGGCCCAGACUAUGAUCUCUGCUGGUUACGGCAAGGAGUGCGUAAACAUCUACAAAAUGAUGCGCAAAUCUUUCGUCGAAGAAUCCAUCUACCGAUUGGGGUUCGACCGCACGAAAGCACACGUCCAGAAGCUCGACUCAACGGCGCUCGAGUCCAAAAUUCGAUCUUGGCUUGCCGUCUUCCCUGUCGUAUUCAAAACGCUCUUCUCCGGCGAGCGCUUCCUCUGCGAUCAUGUCUUUGCCGGCUCCGAUCCAAUUCGCGAGUCCUGCUUCGCGGAUAUCACUGCUGAUAUCGCCGCCCGACUACUUGCCUUCCCCGAGUCGGUGGCUCGGUCGAAGAGAUCGCCGGAGAAGCUUUUCAGACUCCUGGACCUCUACGACGCCGUCGCUGAGCACUGGCCGGAGAUAGAGACUCUUUUCGCCUUCGAAUCCACCUCUCCGGUUCGGUCGCAGGCGGUCACGUCCCUCCUCCGGCUGGCGGAGGUGACGCGGUCGACGCUGGCGGACUUCGAGGCGGCCGUCCAGAGGGAAGCUUCCAGGUCGGCCGUCCCCGGCGGCGACGUUCACCCCCUUACCCGCUACGUCAUGAACUACCUUGUCUUCCUUGCCGACUAUGAAACCGCCCUCGCCGACAUCUUCGCCGAUUUCCCCUUCCAGGCCCCAUAUCCUCUGCCCGAGUCCCUGUUCGACUCAGCGGCGGUGGCGACGCCGCCAGUAUCCACGCCCUCCUCCCCCACCUCCUCCACCGUGACCUCCUUCGAGGGAAGUCCGUGGAGGUCCUCCCCCUCUUCCGCCUCCGCUGUAGCAGGAUCGGUUUCCGUACGAAUAGCGUGGUUCGUUCUUGUCCUCCUCUGCAAGCUCGACGGCAAGGCGGAGCUGUACCGUGAGGUGUCGAUCUCGUACCUCUUCCUCGCCAACAACCUCCAUUACAUAGUGCGGAAGGUGAAGGAGAGCCGCCUGCGCAUCCUCCUCGGCGACGAGUGGGCCGCGCGGCAAGCAGCGAAGGCGAGGCACUACGUGGGGAGCUACAGGCGGCUCGCGUGGGCGAAGGUGGCCGAAGCGGUUCCCACGGAGCCGGAAGACAUGACGUCGGAGAAAGCGGCGGGGCGGAUGCGGCGAUUCAACAACGAGCUGGAGGCGGCGUGCAAGGCGCAGGCGGUGGUGACGGACGGAGGGAUGCGGGAGCAGGUGAGGGCUUCGGUGGAUAAUAUGAUCAUUCCGGCGUACCGACUCUUCUACGAGUUGUGCAUGGCGGCCACCGUCUCGUCGGCGGCGGUGCGUUUCUCGCCAGAGGACGUGAGAAACAUGAUCGAUGGGGUCUUCGCCGGUAAGAAUGGAGGCGGUUCGACCCAUGGUUCAUCUGGUUCCGGUUCAUCUCGUGGAUCAUCUGCUUCCGGCUCAGCUCAUGGCUCUGCAACCACCGGUUCACUAGGAGAAUCAAACCGGCCAGAAUAUAAUUAAAUAACUUUAUUACUGGAAGAAUAUACAAAACACAUGUAGAUUUAUAUGUUUGUAAAAUAUUUCUAUUAUAUACAAAUUAUACUUGUC
Molecule: messenger RNA, 2409 nt
Organism: Zingiber officinale
Lineage: Eukaryota; Viridiplantae; Streptophyta; Magnoliopsida; Zingiberales; Zingiberaceae
Product: exocyst complex component EXO70H1-like
Exons: 1
Coding region: 343-2322 (659 amino acids)
Biological process (GO): exocytosis
Cellular component (GO): exocyst
Molecular function (GO): phosphatidylinositol-4,5-bisphosphate binding
Source: RefSeq, a predicted model, not a curated record